Messenger RNA from Solenopsis invicta (red fire ant), 5512 nucleotides. Its product is annotated as sorting nexin-13. The record is from RefSeq and is a predicted model, not a curated record. Lineage: Eukaryota; Metazoa; Arthropoda; Insecta; Hymenoptera; Formicidae. Bases 271 to 3585 code for a protein of 1104 amino acids. Gene Ontology annotation, cellular component: early endosome. The transcript is spliced from 10 exons. Gene Ontology annotation, molecular function: phosphatidylinositol binding.
AAGUAACAAGUGUAGAAAGUGUAAGUGUAAGAAUAAAUAGUGUAAGUGAAAGAGUGUAAGAACGCCACAUAGCGGACGUCGCGACCGCGAGGCGCGACCACGCAGAAGCAGAAUCGUGCGGGCUCGUAAGAUCAUGGUGUCGUUCGACGUGUCGCCCAGCGCAUCGAGCCGCGUAGUCCGCGAGAAUGUAAAUAAAGCGUCGCUUAGCUGACCAGUCCGCCGAGUGUGAGAGCACGUCGCCGCGAGGACACGCAAUAUGCGCGUAGUCGAAUGCACGACGACAGCCGGCCCAUCGAACAAUCACCAAAGAUGAACGUUCCAUUGUAUGGCGUUCUCGGAGCUGCCGCUAUUCUGCUUGCUUACAUCCUCGGCAUAGGAACAAUUAUAAAACUUUUCAUCUGCUUGCUUGCGUUAAUUUUAGGGACAUUGAUCUGUAUAUAUAGAACGUAUUCACCGAAUCUCGACAAUGUGAUUAAAUCUGAAAGGGAAGAUUUAAUUAAGAAGACUGAAAAGUUUCGACAGUAUAUUCUAGAUCUGUCUAGGGAAAGAAUGACAUUUACAUUAGAUAGAAGAAUAACUGGUAGUCGUAUCAUUGAUGAAUCCCUGCAAGAAAUUUUGGAUUUCUUGAUCAGAGAUUAUGUGGAACCGUGGUAUAAUGUUGUUACGGACGAUGAAGAGUUUAUCUAUUCCGUUCGAGAUACUGCCCAAAAAAUUGCUAUCAACGUAGCAAAUCGGGUCAAGAGCGUCGAUUGGAUACCCUACUUGACUACGCGACUCGUUGACGAUGCAGCUUCGCACGUCAGGUUAUAUCGACAAGCAAGUGCGAGGAUGAAGCAAUUACGAUCGAACAGGGUCCAGAAAGGUAGUGCCAGCUCGAGCACGUCGGGCGGGACUCCAAAGAAGACUCCUACUCAUCGGCGAAAUAAGAGCGAGACCGACGUGUCUUGGUACUCGCAGUCUAAAUUUUAUAUACCCAAUUUGUCAUCGCUUACCGAGCCAAUCGAAUCGUCCGGUGACGAUAAGGAGGACGAAUCACUAGAAAAGAUUUUCUUUGAUCUUGAGGUGCAGAUGGAAAAUAAUCUGAUAUGUAGGGACUUGGUAUGCACGAACGACAUCCAGGAAUUGGAAUUCCUAGGCGAAAUAUCUGAAAUCCUGUUGUACCUGGUGCUACCCAAGGCGGACUUCGAUUGUUUGACUGUGAGAUUCGUCUUAAGGGAAUUGUUAGUGAACGUUAUAAUCAGACCGUUAUUGGAUCUAUUCUCUGAUCCUGAUUACAUUAAUCAGUGUACUAAGGAUGGUGGUUUACCAAGUGAUAUCUUUUUAACAGUAAUUAGAAUAACGGACAGUUUAGACGAAUUAAUGGCGACAAAAAAUAUAGUUUGUGAAGAAAUAGCGCACCUGCGCUCAAAGGAUUCGGGCGGAGAUGAUCUGUCGGUAAAACAGCAGCUGAACAGUCUUGUUUACGUGAAGAAAAUUCUGGAGACGAGAAUCAUCGGUAUGCAGGAGGGCUUGGAAACGGAAACAGACGGUAUCGGCGCUCAACCGGAGUGGAACAGAUUGCUCAUACCGGGCCAGAAGCUAGUUAAUUUACCAUUAGAUGAAUUAUUAAAAAACAACAUUGCGCUCAGUUACUUUAUCGAUUAUAUGACUUCAAUUAAUGCAGAAGCGUACCUGUUCUUUUACCUAAAUAUCUAUGGAUGGCGGGUCUCAGCUGAGCAACAGAUAUCGGAUAUUGAGUUACAGAAGAUUCAAAGUGCUCAAUCUGGCUCGGGUGUAAUGGGCGCUAAACGUAAGAAUGCAGAUCUGGAUAAUCUAAAAGAAGCAGCCACGAAGAUUUACCAACAGUAUCUUAGCGACAAAGCGUCACCCAAACUGCAACUGGACGAUACGUUAGUGAGAAGCUUGCUUACGAAGACGAAGAUGGAAUCGGUUAAAGAAACAUGGUUUGAUGAGCUACGAAAUUGUUGCUACGAGAAACUACAGACUGAGGAUAGAUUCCUGCCAGGUUUCAAAAGAUCAUUGGCUUAUGUGAAACUACUCGCAGAGCUGGAUCUGUUGAAGGAUCCGGUAUCCGAAGACGACGCAAAAUCCUUGGACAGCAUAAGCUUGUCCAGCAUGAACAACGAAUUGGAUACUUUGGAGGAAAUGUCUGAGACAUACAAAAUCGACGACACAAAACUCGUAGUGAAGGACGGCACUAAGAAAUCGAGUUCCUCGACAAGUUUAACGAGCAUAGGCGAGGCGAACGAAAAUAGAGUAUCCGACGAAGUUGAUGCGGAUAUGGGCAAUCUCAAAAAUGCGAAAAACACACGUACAGGAUUUACUGCGGAGAUCGAGCAAAUCGGGGAGAAAAAGGACAUUUUGUUUGACGUGGAAACUAAUGUGGAACAAAUUGUUAAACUGGAUGAGAAUAAUUACGAUCAAACCGCAAUUAAAAAACUGCAGCAAGGUCGCUUCGAGAUCACUGCCACGAUUAUAGAAACUGGCAUUGUCAGCGAUCGUGGAAAAACGUACGGCAUAUACGCAGUAGCGGUCAUGAAAAAUUACGAUUCGGGCUACAAGGAGAAGUGGCAUAUCUACAGACGAUACUCCGACUUCUAUGAUUUGCAUCAGAAGAUUAAGGAAAAAUAUUACGAUUUAGCAAAAAUACCUUUCCCCGCGAAAAAGGCUUUUCAUAAUAUGGAACGUACGGUGUUGGAAAGACGAAUGUUGAUGUUAAACGCGUGGUUGUGCCAACUGACGAAGCCGGCGAUUAUGGAUGGCCAUAUGGGAUUGCAGAACAUGUUGUUAUCUUUCUUAGAACAAGGGGAUUACGAUAAAGGAGUCACUGGCGGGCAGAUCUCAAGAACGAUAGAUACUUUAAUGAAUCCCUUAAAGACGUCUAUGAAAAGCGUCACGCAGGCGGUUAAAACAAUGCCGGACAACAUGUUGAGUACUGUGGAUGGCGUAAUGGACAAUCUGAGUAAAUUUUUUGGCAAUCCUAAGAAGUCAAGUAUAUUUUAUGAGAAUACUAAAGUCAGUGCCGGUCUUGAUACAGAGACCGAUGACAAUAUCCCGUUGCGAAUUAUGCUCCUGUUAAUGGAUGAAAUUUUUGAUCUGAAAGUACGAAAUCAAUGGUUGAGACGGCGAAUCAUAACAUUACUGCGUCAAAUUAUUCGUACAAUGUUCGGGGAUAUAGUGAAUAGAAGAAUAGUGGAAUAUGUAUCGUUUAUGACCAGUCCAUCAAAAGUUGCGGGAUAUUUGCGUUUAUUCAAGAAUAGCUUCUGGCCGAAUGGCGUGAAGGCCGAGAGUAAACCGCCGCGAGACACGGAAAUGAAAAACAGAACACGAGUGGCAGCCAAGAUAGCUUUGCUUUCGUGUCUCUCGGAUGAAUUGAAACAUAUCAUAGGCAGCGAGACGACGAGGCGCGGCUUACUAAGGGUAUUUGAGUUGUUUCAGCGGCCCGUGCUAAACAGACGGCUGUUAUACGUGCUGUUGGAAGGUAUCGUCGAGACCCUAUUUCCGCAGAACAAUCUAGUGACACUUUUCAGGAAACUCUAUUCGGUCUCGCCAAGGGUGAGAAAUAAGAGUAAAGCGAAGUCCUGAUGGAAGAACAGGGCGGACUAAUGACCAAAUGCAAUGGUGUGAGAGCGACUAUGUAGUCGAAAAAAAUCCAUGGGAUUAGAAGUUUCGACUUCAUUAAUCAAUCUUUAAUAAAAUGCAUCUCUUUUUUUUGAAUAGCUUAGAGAUUUACAAUAUUAAAGAAUACUCAUACAAAGUGUCCAACAUAAAAGAAACAUAUUUAAUACAUAUGUGCCUUUAACCUAUUGAGCUCUUAUUCCAUUUUUACUCUUUAUUUUCUUCACAGAGAAAUAUAAUUGAAAAUUGAUAAAAUACUAUUUCUUUGUAAUUAAAUCCUUGAUUUUUAUAAAGUCUAUUUUUCAUAUUUUUCUUUUAUUUCAAAAAUAGUAAUUAUAGCAUAUGUAUUAUAGUAUGUUAAUUGUAACGUGUACUUAAUAUAAAAUAACGAGUGUGUGUUUAGUAUACUAGUGUCCAGAGACUUUACAAUUUUCCAUUUUACUAUUUCUAGAACAAAAUUCAAAGUGCUGAAUGCAAAGCUCAAUAGGUUAAGGGUCGUCAAUCGUUACGCUUAUUAAGAUAUUAUUGAAUGUUUAGUAUCUUCAAACAAUCCUCUGAGCUGCAGUAUGCAUAUAUUUGCCAUUGCAUUGGACACCCGUCGCGCCUAUAGCUUUCGACAGGGAACAAAACGAAAGUCAUACGCUUUCAUAUUUUGACGAUUUAUACGUUCAACGAUGCGCACGUCGGAAAAGUUAUAUCCUAUUGGUUUUUCUCAUUAAUUAAUCAACGCUGAAAAACUUCGAAAUAUUUCCAAUGAGACAAAAAUAUCUUUAAAAUAUUGAAACUUUUUGAAAGAUUUGCAAACGUUACGUAAUGCAAGAAAUAAGUAAAUUAUUUCAAGAAUAAAAGAUAACAUGAUACUCUCUAGGUGUCUUAGAAAAUAUAAAUUACAUUGGAAUACUAAAAAAUUAAGAUAUUAAAAGCAAGCUUAGGCUGGUAUUCAUAGUCGAAUCUUAUUUUAACAUUAAAUAGCAUCUUAAGUAACAUCUUAAAAUGUUAAUACAAUUUCGUAUAUAAUAUAAAUAAAAGAAUCGACUAUAUGUAUACUUUAAACUCAGCUUGCUUACUUAGCCUCUUUCUCUCUCGUUAGAUCUUAGAUCGUUUUUUACGUAAUAUGUACAAUAAUAAUAAGACUUUACCUUAUGUUUGCUAAAUGCAAUAAAAAAAUUUCCUCAAGAUAAGUUAUAUUCAACGAAUAACUGACUGCGUCAGGCAACGUAAAACUUUUUCAGACGUGCGCAACUAUUCUAAGUGAUCUAGUGGCCAAAAAAUACGAUAUACGGAUUUCAAUUGCGUAACCGAGUUUAUAACUUGGGCUCUGCUACUCUCGUUGUAUUAAUGUAGGGUAACAUAAAAAGAAACUCACGAACUCCUUGUGAUUACCUCGUAGGGGAAUGCAAUAAGGUCCAUGGAAACAUUCCACUUGCAUUUUAAGCUACACCGGCUAGUUAGUUAAUUAUUCUUUUUACAACUGUCCUUGAACUGCAACGUACUACGUAGACGUAAGAAAAGAACACCGUACAUCACCAAUUUACUUAAGUUCUAGAUGAUGCAAAGUGACACGAAGGAUGCGAUCAAUUUAGACGUGUAAUUUACCGCCGACAUUAUACUUAAUUAUUUAUGUUGGACUACAUUGAAGUUUAUUUGUGCCAUUCGAUUGAACUGUACCUAUUUAUUUUUUAACGAAAAAUUACAUACCGGCAGUCUCGAUGGCGCCCUUCAGACACUUCUGAGAAUUUUUGAGGACUAUUCCCUUCGUUAAAGAUACAAAACGCAAUUGUAUAAAAUUGUUGUACAUUUAUUCUAUCGUACGUCUGUAUAAAACGUUAUUUCUAUCUCAUGUUAAAAUGCCAUACACUUAUCACGUUUACUUAUUAAAGGAACUAUUUAUAAC